AGUCUUGUGGAGAAUUCACAUCAGUCUCGGGGUGAUUCAUUUGAGAGCAGAGGGAAAGAUUCCUUUCUAAACAGAUCAUUUAGGGGUCUCAAGAUGCAAAGCUGUGCAAAGUCUUGGGGAAUCAUCUUCGCCAAGUCGGUUAAUCCCCAUGCACAUUGCAGACAUUUAAGUGGUAAAAGCCACGCAUUUGGAAAACUUCUGCUGUGUAGAAGCCAAAAUCAUGCUGCCUCCGCAACAGUUCGGGGUCUACGGACAUCUGCAGCGUUCACUUCUUCCCGACAGAUUGAAAGACUUCUGCCAAGACAUGAUGAUUUUGCGGAGAGACAUAUUGGUCCAGGUGACAAAGAGAAAAGAGAGAUGCUGGAUACCCUCGGACUUGAGUCCAUCGCUCAGUUGAUAGAAAAUACAGUUCCGGCGUCCAUCCGUAUUCAGAAAAGUAUGAAAAUGGAUGAUCCACUUUGUGAAAAUGAAGUUCUGGAGUCGCUUCAGAAGAUUGCGUCUAAGAACGCAGUGUGGAGGUCCUACAUUGGGAUGGGCUACUACAACUGCUCUGUACCGCCCCCUAUACAAAGAAACCUGCUGGAGAACUCAGGAUGGGUGACCCAGUACACUCCCUAUCAGCCUGAGGUCGCUCAGGGUCGCCUGGAGUCUCUGCUCAACUACCAGACCAUGAUCUGCGACAUAACCGGAAUGGCAGUGGCCAACGCCUCCCUCUUGGAUGAGGGCACAGCUGCAGCAGAGGCCAUGCAGCUCUGUCACAGACAGAACAAGAGAAGGACGUUUUACAUCGACCCUCGUUGCCACCCUCAGACCAUUGCAGUGGUGCAGACCAGAGCCAAUUACAUCGGGGUGAAGACUGAACUGAAGCUGCCUCACGAGAUGGACUUCAGUGGGAAGGAUGUGAGCGGAGUGUUGUUCCAGUACCCAGACACCGACGGGAGGGUGGAGGACUUCACCACUUUAGUGGACCGUGCUCACAAGGGAGGGGCCCUAGCCUGCUGCGCCACGGACCUGCUGGCCCUCUGCGUACUGCGUCCGCCGGGGGAGUUCGGCGUGGACAUCACCCUGGGCAGCUCCCAGAGGUUCGGCGUCCCGCUCUGCUAUGGUGGCCCCCACGCUGCCUUCUUCUCCGUCAGGGACAGCCUGGUCAGGAUGAUGCCCGGCAGAAUGGUCGGAGUCACCAGGGAUGCAGCUGGUAAGGAGGUGUAUCGCCUGGCCCUGCAGACCAGGGAGCAGCACAUCCGCAGAGACAAGGCGACCAGCAACAUCUGUACUGCACAGGCACUGCUGGCCAAUAUGGCCGCCAUGUACGGGGUGUACCAUGGGCCCAAGGGUCUGAAGCACAUCGCAGAGAGGACUCACAAUGCUGCCCUCAUACUGGCCGAAGGUCUGAGGCGGGCGGGACACAGACUGCACAGCGACAUGUUCUUCGACACGCUGAAAAUCAACUGCAGCGUGGCGGCCAAGGACAUCCUGGAGAGGGCGGUCCAGCGGGAGAUCAACCUGCGGGUGUUCAGCGAGGGAGUGCUGGGUGUGUCUCUGGAUGAGACGGUGACUGAAAGGGAUCUGGACGACCUGCUCUGGGUCUUUGGAUGCGAAUCUUCAGCUGAGCUGAUUGCUGAGAAGAUGGGAGAGAGGGUUAAGGGCAUCAUGGGAAGUCCUUUCAAGAGGACCAGCAAGUACCUUUCGCACACCGUGUUCAACAGCUAUCACUCUGAGACCAACAUUGUGCGCUAUAUGAAGCGUCUGGAGAACAAGGACAUCUCCCUGGUUCACAGCAUGAUCCCACUGGGCUCAUGUACCAUGAAGCUAAACAGUUCUUCAGAGCUGAUGCCCAUCACCUGGAAGGAGUUUGCCAACGUGCACCCGUUUGUGCCUCUGGAUCAGGCCGAGGGGUAUCAACAGCUCUUCAGACAGCUGGAGAGGGACCUGUGUGAGAUCACAGGCUACGACAACAUCUCCUUUCAACCCAACAGUGGUGCUCAGGGGGAGUAUGCCGGACUGGCAGCCAUAAAAGCCUAUCUGAACUCAAAAGGAGAAACCCACCGAACAGUUUGUCUGAUCCCCAAGUCUGCCCAUGGCACCAACCCAGCCAGCGCCCAGAUGGCGGGCAUGAAGGUCCAGGUUGUAGAGGUGGACAAGGACGGCAACAUUGACAUAGCACACCUAAAGGCUUUGGUGGACAAACACAAGGCCAACCUAGCGGCCAUGAUGGUGACGUACCCCUCCACCUUUGGCGUGUUUGAGGAGAGCAUCAGUGACGUCUGUGACCUCAUCCACCAGAACGGUGGACAGGUCUACCUGGACGGUGCCAACAUGAACGCCCAGGUGGGUCUGUGUCGUCCUGGAGACUACGGUUCCGAUGUGUCUCACCUGAACCUCCACAAGACCUUCUGCAUUCCUCAUGGUGGUGGAGGACCAGGGAUGGGACCUAUCGGGGUGAAGGAGCAUUUGGCCCCAUUCCUUCCCAGCCACCCUGUGGUCAACAUGCAGUCUGGGAACACCAGCAGAUCCCUGGGCACAAUCAGUGCUGCCCCCUGGGGCUCCAGUGCCAUACUGCCCAUCUCCUGGGCAUACAUCAAGAUGAUGGGAUCCAAGGGCCUGGUCCAUGCCACAGAAGUGGCCAUCCUCAACGCCAACUACAUGGCGAAGAGGCUGGAGAACCACUACAAGAUCCUGUUCAAGGGCAGGAAAGGGUUUGUGGCUCAUGAGUUCAUUUUGGACGUGAGACCGUUUAAGAAGACCGCCAACAUAGAAGCAGUGGAUGUGGCCAAAAGGCUGCAGGAUUAUGGCUUCCAUGCCCCCACCAUGUCGUGGCCGGUGACUGGUACCCUGAUGAUUGAGCCCACAGAGUCUGAGGACAAGGCUGAGAUGGACCGCUUCUGCGACGCUCUCAAGGGCAUCAGACAGGAAAUAGCCGAAAUCGAAGAAGGGAGGAUGGACUCGCGUAUUAACCCCCUCAAGAUGGCCCCUCACUCCCUGGCCUGCAUCUCCUCCUCCACCUGGGACAGACCGUACUCCAGGGAAUUUGCCGCCUUCCCCUUGCCCUUUGUGAGGCCUGAGACCAAGUUUUGGCCCAGCAUCUCCAGGAUUGAUGACAUCUACGGCGACCAGCACCUGGUGUGCACCUGCCCCCCCAUGGACGUGUAUGAGUCUCCCUAUGAGGAGAAUAGGGCGUCUUCCUGACCUUGAGCCCCCCCGCCCCCCCCCCCCCCCCCGCCAGUUCAAACACCCACAUCCUCACAUGCUUCCAAAAGCGCAGAAACCCCAUGACUGUAUCGUACAUGAAGAUAAAAGAACAACUUUUUAUUUCCUUCCACUGUGUUUCCCAUGUUCUUGGUGCCUCCAUUUUCUGUGUUGUACAAAUAGUUGCUUUGACUCUCCCUCAGCUCUGCUUAUGCUCCAAGACAUCUGAUUUAAUAGCUGCCACUCGUGGAUUAGAUGUUUGUUUUUUUAUAUAUUAAUUUUGUGUAUUUCUUUUUUACACUUGCCUGUGUAAUAGCUCUAGCCUUUAAUGUUAAGACAUUUUAUGAAGAAUGUUGUUUUCUAAUCUUAGUGAUUUGUUUUCAUUUUCUUGUAGAAAAAUACAUGUAUUAAA
Messenger RNA from Osmerus eperlanus (European smelt), 3598 nucleotides. It is a transcript of the gene gldc, whose product is annotated as glycine dehydrogenase (decarboxylating). Gene Ontology annotation, cellular component: glycine cleavage complex; mitochondrion. NCBI's taxonomy places the organism in Eukaryota, Metazoa, Chordata, Actinopteri, Osmeriformes, Osmeridae. Gene Ontology annotation, molecular function: glycine dehydrogenase (decarboxylating) activity; glycine binding; lyase activity. The record is from RefSeq and is a predicted model, not a curated record. Gene Ontology annotation, biological process: glycine decarboxylation via glycine cleavage system. The coding region runs from base 94 to 3186 and encodes 1030 amino acids. The transcript has 25 exons.